AUGUUCGCCUCCAAGCGGUUAGGAAAGGAGCUUACUAAGAUGAAAUCGCAUCUACCUCCGGGCAUCGAGAUAGUCCAAGCUGAGAACUUUGAACAAUGGCUCAUGGACAUCCGCGUCCUCGACACCAAUCCUCUCUAUCAAGACCAGAUCUUCCGACUUAAGAUUACCUUCAGCUCGAAAUAUCCUAUCGAACCGCCCGAAGUCGUCUUUGUCAAAAUCUCACAACCUACAGACACCCCGCGCGACAUCCCCAUCCACCCACACAUCUACUCCAACGGCUUCAUCUGUCUAGACCUCCUCUCCUCAGCGGGCUGGUCACCCGUCCAGACUGUCGAAAGUGUAUGCAUGAGUCUCCAGAGCAUGUUGACCGCCAACACCAAGAACGAACGUCCACCCGAUGAUACCGAGUUCGUAAAAGGGAACAAGAGGAGGCCGCGGGAUGUGAAUUUUUACUAUCACGAUGAUAAUGUUUGA
Molecule: messenger RNA, 474 nt
Organism: Talaromyces marneffei
Lineage: Eukaryota; Fungi; Ascomycota; Eurotiomycetes; Eurotiales; Trichocomaceae
Exons: 4
Coding region: 1-474 (157 amino acids)
Source: RefSeq, a predicted model, not a curated record